CACUGCCAUCGAGGUCCUACAGCCACUUCUGCCGUCCCCAGCACCACUUCCUCAGGGCCAGCAAGAUGCAGUUUGAGAUGCACGACAACGUGAAAGGCAAAGCUAUGUCCUACCCCGUAACCAGUCAGCCCCAGUGCGCCACCACCAGCUGCUAUCAGACCCAGCUCAGUGACUGGCACACAGGUCUCACGGACUGCUGCAAUGACAUGCCUGUCUGUCUGUGCGGCACUUUUGCUCCUCUGUGCCUUGCCUGCCGCAUCUCCGACGACUUCGGCGAGUGCUGCUGCGCGCCCUACCUGCCCGGAGGCCUGCACUCCAUCCGCACCGGCAUGCGGGAGCGCUACCACAUCCAGGGCUCCGUCGGGCACGACUGGGCGGCCCUCACCUUUUGUCUGCCCUGCGCCCUCUGCCAGAUGGCGCGGGAGCUGAAGAUCCGAGAGUAAGGAAGUUCCCUGUCUUCCCCGUCCUUUUCCACCAGUCUCGCCUCUGGCCUUCUCUGGCCACUCCUGGGAGGGACUGCCUCACCACCCCUGUCCCGCUGCCAGAAAUGCACCCACAAUAAAAACCUGAAAACCAA
Molecule: messenger RNA, 577 nt
Organism: Nomascus leucogenys (northern white-cheeked gibbon)
Lineage: Eukaryota; Metazoa; Chordata; Mammalia; Primates; Hylobatidae
Gene: CNFN
Product: cornifelin
Cellular component (GO): cornified envelope
Source: RefSeq, a predicted model, not a curated record